AGAGAGGCAGGUUUUGAAGUCCCUGCUCCAUGCUCCACCCCUGGUGUUCCUAUUUUCCAGGUCUUUGUCCCCGGAACUUGCACUCACUCCUAGGUGUCCACUAGGGUUUUCUGCUCGCAUCUGGAUCCCAGUUCGACCAGCGUACAGUCCAGCGUCCUGUCCUGCAGAAAACCACGGCCUCAAGUCUGGAAAAGAGCGAGAAAAAGAAGGGAGAGGAAGCAGAAAAAGGAGCCACUUCCCACCGUCUCACUCUCCUCCCGUGAUUUAACCUGCCGUCGAAGUCGUGAAGCAGAAGUGUGCUUCUGAGUUUCUUGCCUGCAGUUUAAAAAAAAAAAAAACUUUUUCCAUGUUUUAAAACUAUCGUUUAGUUUAUUUUUUCCCGUGUUUUUCUCGAUUGAGUCUGGAACUCGACAUUCACUGAACACACCCGUGCUUUUAAACGGACGACGUUUGCGUGAUUGUCGGUGUGUUCUUUCUCCUCCCUCCGCAGUCGUGUGAGCCUCCGAGCUGUGAAUGAAGUAUCUGUUGAGCUGAAGCGGCUCCAUGAGGAAACUUCGGCGUGGGAGUCGCUGAAACUUUGUGCUAGGCUACACACACCUGAGCGACUUUAUAUAUAUAUACAUACAUAUAUAUAUAUAUAUAUAUUAUUAUUUUUAAUACUUGUUUUGUGCGGGUAACUGUGUAGCUCCUUGCUCUUGCUGCCGCACCAUGAAGCCCGUGUCGGUGCUGUGUGUAGUGAGCACGCUGGUCGUGUUGUGUGUGUCGAUGACUGCGGAGCAAAAGUUGAAAAACUGCAACGACGUCCGAGCCGCGUACAGCUCCAAAGGCUUCAACGUCAACGAUGUCCCCAACAAAGGAGUCAACGGAGCCCCGUUGAAAGUGUGUCCGCAGGGUUUCUCCUGCUGCACGCUGGAGAUGGAGGAGAAGCUGAGCCAGCAGAGCCACACGGAGAUCAAAGCUCCCGUCUCCAGGCUUAGCACCAACCUACAAUCUACCUUCAGACAGCGGCACGACCACUUUGACAAGUUUUUCCGUGAGCUUCUGAAAAACGCCGAGGUCUCGCUGCACAACAUGUUCGUGCGAACAUACGGGAUGAUGUACGUGCAGAACGCGGAGCUGUUCAAGAACUUCUUCGGGGCCCUGACGCGGUACUACGUGUCCGGCAGCGCCGCCGUCAACCUGGACUCCGUGCUGUCGGACUUCUGGGCCGACCUCCUGGAGAGGAUGUUCCAGCUGGUCAACGUGCAGUACGAGUUCAGCGACGCCUACAUGGACUGCGUCAGCCGGCACACGGAGCAGCUGCAGCCCUUUGGCGACGUGCCGCGCAAGCUCCGCAUCCAGCUGAUGCGGGCCUUUGUCGCCGCGCGCACCUUCGUGCGCGGCCUGACGCUCAUGCCGGAGGUGGUCAAUAAAGUUUCCACGGUCAGUGCGUCUCCCAGCUGUGUGCGAGCGUCCAUGAAGAUGUUGUACUGUCCCUACUGCUCGGGCCAAGUGGCCCUGAAGCCCUGCCAGAACUACUGUCUCAAUGUGUUGCGUGGGUGUCUGGCCAACCAGGCCGACCUGGACACCGAGUGGAACAACUUCCUCGAUGCCAUGCUCAGUCUAGCAGAUAGGCUCGAAGGUCCCUUUAACUUUGAGUCCGUCAUGGAGCCCAUCGACGUGAAGAUUUCAGACGCCAUCAUGAACAUGCAGGAGAACAGCAUGCAAGUGUCGCAGAAAGUUUUCCAAGGAUGCGGGCAGCCCAAACCAAGCGCGACCUUCCGUUCCACGCGCUCCAUCAAAGAUGCAGGCUUCAACGGACGCUUCCGCCCUUACAGUCCCGAUGCUCAACCCACCACCGCUGCUGGCACCAGUUUAGAUCGAUUGACAAACGAUGUGAAGAAGAAGCUGAAACAUGCAAAAAAGUUCUGGUCCACGUUGCCAGAGACCGUUUGUGCAGGUGAGAGGAUCGCACCUGGGGACAACUGCUGGAACGGAACCGCAAAAAGCAGGUACGAGUCAGUUGUCAUUGGCAACGGCCUGGCCAAUCAGGUGUCGAACCCGGACGUGGACGUGGACAUAACGAAGCCAGACAUUGUGAUUCGCAGUCAGAUUGCGGCUUUGAAGGAAAUGACGAGCUGGCUCAAAGCUGCACACAGCGGCAACGACAUCUCCAUCGAUAACGACGAGGAUAGCAGCGGAGGGGAGGAGAGCGGCAGCGGCUGCGACUCUCCGCCCUGCGACACGGACAUCUACUUCUCCACUCCGCCGAACCCCGACAAACCCGUCGUCGAUCAGGUGGUGAAGAGCCUACGUCCGUCAGACGGGGGGGUCGCCUCGAAGGGAAGCAUGGCGCUGGCGCUCUGCGGGCUGGCCCUGGCCCUGCUCGCCCCCCACUUGAGAUAAAACUGGCUGGGCAAGAAGAGGAAGAGAACGACCAGGAAUGACGGAGCGAAGGAGACAACUGUCAGAGAGACUUUAAAAAGACUGCCUUCAGGACCUUGGACUGUCCGCCAUUUGGGGAGGGGGGGAGACUCUUCUUAAUAUUACAAUAACUUCACUUUUAAUUAUUUGUAUGUUUUUAAGGACAUCAGUGUACAGGAAUACAAUUUUUCUUUCCAAGAAAUCCACCUUUUUUUCCCCCCAGAUAAGCCUUUACUCCUUACGGCUCUGCUGGAGCUCCACUGUGGUUCUGCUUGCAGCAACACAAACGUCAUACAAUUGUCUUAUUUUGGCAGUUUAAUCUCAUAAUACAUUUUUGUGCCUUCUUCGGCGAUCGCCAUCUGAUAUCUAAACAGUUGCCCAGAUGUUUGGCUGAACAGCGAGUGCCUGUGGUGGGACACAUCUUCAUAUUUCUGAGGAUGUUCCUUCUUUCCGUUAUUCAGAGAUUGUUUUUAUGAAUGUUAACUAUCAUUCGAUUGCGCGCGCUGUGAAUGUUUGCGUCUGUGCAUUUAUACAUUUGUGUACGUCAGCCAGACAGAAAUUAGGGAGUUGGCUGUUGAUGGGGGGGCACAGUCGGAGCUUUUUGUUCGCUUCGAAGAGACGCUAAACAUCUUCUCAUCUCUUGGAAAUGCAGCGAGAGAAGUUACAGCACAGGUAUUUACGUUCGACCUGGAGAUGGAAUCGUCCUUUAGAAGAGCUUUUGGGGCGCUCCGCAAGCCCAAAUGUGCAUAUUGUAUGUCUGCUAUGAGCAUUAUCACAACCUAGCUUUUUCUUUUCAUUUUUAUUUCCGAAAUCAAUUUUUUAAUUUUACUUCCUCAGCGCAAACAGUUCAAUAGUAAAGGUCGUACCUCACGCAUGCUCUCACAGUCGAUGCAAUCUAGUGAUGUUGAGUUGAACGGGUCUGAUGGAGUGGAGAAGUGUGGCCGGAGAAGGACCCCCCCCCCCCCCCCGGCAUUAACCCUAAAGAAGGCAGAGCUGACGAGUUCCGAAUGGCCUUUUGUGUGGUACUGUAAGCUCAGGUCGGCACAGAGGAUCUAACUCGAUAGUCUCGCUCGUUUAGGAAGAGAAGGUGGCGACGCGUACGUUCAUACAGCGAGAGGAGGAGGAACAAAUGACAGUGCUUUGAUCAAAUGAAAUCAAAAAAAAGAUUAUUUUAAUACAGGGUUUUAUGUCGAAGAGGUGUUGUAAUGUUUAGCUAUUUUUGGUAUGAAGAUAUAUAUUAGGUACUACAGUGGAUUUUACUGCUAGUUUAGCUGGUGGAAGAGGACAAUGUGCACAGAUAUCGGGGGCAUUUUUGGUCAGUGUGAACUGUUUUUAUUUUUAUUUUUUUAGUCUUUUUUUUGGUGCUCCUUUCUUUUCUUUUUUUUUUUGUUUUUUUUUGCCCCCGUCCCAUAACACACACUUGUGCCUCCUGACCGGCAUGUGUCGGUGUAAAGGAACUCUGGACCAUUUGAUCUGCCUGCCCUCAUUCUCGCGUUCUCGUCAUUUCAGCUGGAGGUGGAAUGUUGAAGUUUAGUCACAAUUGCUACCAAAAGGAAUGCAAUGUAUGGUGCCUGAUCGAUUCUUCUUCUCUGUUUACCUUGGUACAUUAUUAGCAACUUCUUCAGGUAAAAGAAGAAGAAGAAAAAAAAAAGAAGGAUGUUGAUGAUUGAUGAUUUGUAUCAUUUAUGUGCUCUGAUUCCCUGUAGGGUGUUGGAGUAUAUCGUUACCAGCUGACAAGCACAACAUAAGGAUUUCUAUAUCUUCUAAUGUUAUAACCGGGUCUGUAAGUUGCAUUAGCUGGCCAUUUCAUCUCUAAAAUGACGCUGCAUCAUGUAGCUAUUGUACAGUAACUUAUGCAUGUAUUCUAACGUCCUUGUAAACAUGCGUUUAGAACCAACAUAGACGGUCCGAGAUACAGCGUUCAAAAUGUUUCCACAUGCAAAACUUAGGUGACAGUAAUUCAUUUCUCAGCGUAAUUGAUUGAGUUGAUCAGAUUUGAGUAUGCAUUUUGUGAAAAUUGAAAUGGUUUUGCAUGUUUCACAUUCGUCUGCAGGUCUGACCCAGUUGGUAAUUACUGGACACAACCUUUGUGCCUCUUGUUCGGCUUUGAAAUUGACAGGUUGAUUGUAAGCUUACAUGAAAUUUUCUUCCAAAAAAAAGUGAUGUUACCAACUAACAGACUUCCAAAUCAACGAGGAAAUCGAUAUUUAGAAUCUGACUUUAAAGGAACGACAAAGCAACCCACAUAAAAUCCUGACGCUUUUCAUUUAAAAACAACGAAGCAGUGCUUCAGCAGCUUGAUCCGGCGUUACCUCCAAUUCAGUUCUCCUGAUUUUUUUUUUUUUUUUUUUUUGUGUUCCUCCAACAUUUCUACCAGGCCUUGUGCAUGUGUUCGCGUCAUGUGGAAGAAAUGUGUCGAGUGUGAAGAAAACCUAACUUUCUGAGUGUGAGGAAAAGCUUUUGGGUGAUGAUGAUGAUGAUGAUGGUAAAUGUCUGUGCUUGCGGGCCGGGGCAGCAGCGUUUUCCAGCCGACGGAGAGAUGGCCCCGGCUGCUUGGAUGUUGGUCAUUUGAUCCACAGAGCAACUUCAGUCUAGCGAUGUACGAGUUGAGUUGGACAGGUGUUGAAAACCCUUCCAUCAGCCUUUUGGCCCACAAGAACAGAAAAAGGACUCGUUUUCUGAGGAGAGACUGAGAAGAAUAAAAAAAAUAAAAAAAUACAGUGUAAAUAAAGAGCAGCCGGUUUAGAUGUCUCUAAAAGAGGCCAUAACAGUACAUCAGAUUUAUACUUGUCAGAGUAUCUCCUAAAUGUUAUGGAAAAAAACAAGAGAUAGAUGUUAAAUUGUAAGAGAAAAUGUAUAUUAAACAUUUCUUAGUCUUGUUGAAAUAAAGACUGCCAAUAUUUAAA
Anarrhichthys ocellatus (wolf-eel) is the source of this 5309-nucleotide messenger RNA. RefSeq names its product glypican 4 (gene gpc4). Bases 709 to 2385 code for a protein of 558 amino acids. Lineage: Eukaryota; Metazoa; Chordata; Actinopteri; Perciformes; Anarhichadidae. Gene Ontology annotation, cellular component: cell surface; synapse; extracellular region. The transcript is spliced from 9 exons. Gene Ontology annotation, biological process: cell migration; regulation of signal transduction; regulation of protein localization to membrane. The record is from RefSeq and is a predicted model, not a curated record.